AAUUGCCAAAGUAAGUGCCUAUGCCAAAAUUGCCAAACCAAAAUCCAAUUUCUAAUGGGUGUCACCUAAAGUAUAAAUUCAUUAUAAAUCAGCGAAAUAAAGUGAUAACACAUGUUAAUUAAUCUUUGAUUGACCAAUGGGAACUCUUUCUAUAAUGUUGUCCUGUGUAGUGUAGAAAUGUGUAUUGUGAUGUGAACUUGAAACUGCGGACAAGAUUUGUUAAUUUGUUUUUAGUUAUACAUUUCUUGUACCUAUGAAUACAUACCUACAUUUUUAGGCAUGAAUAUGUAAUAAUUAAUUUUCAAUUCAUGAUGGGGAAUGAAAAUUCUCAAUUGUCAGGCCUAGAAGUUGAGGAAAAGGCUGUAGAGAUAACAGAUUUCUGGUCACAAUAUCAGGCCACUAUAAAAGAUAGUUGUCGAUAUUUUAGUUUAAAGGGUGAUGGUUCAGUAUCCGUAUUCAAAGGACAAGCAGCAUUGGGACCACUAUGGGCAGUUUCUACGCCACUGGAAAAGUUUUCUAAUAAUUUACUUAAGUAUCGGCACCCAUGUAUAGUUCGGUACAUAUCAGCAUGGCAACAAAGAUCUACUCUUCAUUUAGCCACAGAGUAUGUGCAACCUCUUUCUCAAGUUUUAACAGCUCAGACUCCACUUCAAAAAUGUAUUGGACUUAACAAUAUUCUAAGAGCAUUGGUAUUUUUACAUGAACAGGGUGGUAUGUCACAUAAUAAUGUAAGUGUGUCAGCAAUAUAUGUGACAGGUGAUGGCCAAUGGAAACUAGGCGGGUUGCAAUAUUUGUGCCCCUUCACUGAACUGACCUCUGCAUACUUAAAACAUGCUAGAAUACACAGAUAUGACAAAGCUGUAGAUCCUAAUGAAGAUUCCUGUGAGCUGAAUUCCAAAAUUGAUCAAUAUGGUUUUGCUGUUCUAGUAGAAGAUGUUUACAAGAAUAAUAAAGAUGAUGAAGUACCACAUUUGAGAGAAUUCAAGAGAUACUGCCAGGAACUAUUGCAGCAUCGCGAUCCCGCGCAUAGACCAAACUUACCAAUUGUACUUCAACACAAUUUCUUCAAUCAUGAAUUUAUAACUAUCUACAAGUUCUUAAAUUUCUUACCAUUGAAAACUGAAGAAGAAAAAUGUCAGUUCUUUAGUAAUAUUUUAGAGAAUCUAAAAUGUUAUGAUGAGGAAACUGUUGCUAAGCAACUUGGCGGUCUGCUUCUGUCCAGAUUAACUAUGUUGGAUCAAACUGCUCGGAAAAAUGUUAUACCAUAUAUUCUCAAACCAAAAAAUGAUCGAUCUCAAAAUGAAAAAAAUACUGGAUUUUUUAGACUUGAAAUCUUCAAAGAACAUGUGAAGCCUAGAUUGAUGCAAUUAUUUGGAGUGAGGGACAGCCAAAUUAGAUUUUUGUUGCUAUCUCACUUCUCAAAAUUUGUUCACGUCUUUUCACACGAUGAGUUGUCUCAACACAUUCUGCCAGAAUUACUUCUUGGCAUCAAAGACACUGACGACAACUUAGUAUCUGCCACGCUGAUAUGUUUGAGUGAAUUAGUGCCAAUAUUAGGAGCUAGCACUGUGAUUGGCGGUCAAAGAUCUAAGUUCUUUACAGACGGGAGACCUAAUUCGAAGACAACAUCUGACAAACUUUACGAAAAAGAAACAUUUCCAGCAAAAAUACCAUUACGAGAUUUACCAUGUUCUGAAGAUACAUUUAAUCUUGAUGGCAUUGAACAACCUGUAUACAUGGAAACAUUCAUAGAAAGGCCAUCCCCUGUUGGAGGUGAAUCUAUAGAUGAUGAGAUUUUAGAAUCGGCUGCAAACAAAGCAAACAGUGAAGAAGACUGGAGUGAUUGGGACAACACCAACCAUAAACUCGUAUUAGUAGAAUCGGAGGAUGUCAAUGGUUUGAUCCCUAAUACUGAGCAUGAACAGAUACAUCUGAAUGGGAGUUCAAUGAAUGCCUCCAAUAAUCCUUUAACGAAAAUCAGCAGUGCAAGAUCAUCCCUUCUUCAAAAGGCUGCUUUGGAAGCAAAGAAAAAUAUUGUAGACAUUUCCGAGUUGGACAUUAAAAAUCAAAAGAUAGACAGCCGUAAAAAAAGUAAUGAAGAUUUUGAUUUCUUUGCAGAUAUGAAACCUGUUAUAGAAAAACCUACUGUUGUGGAUGUUGCUCAAAACGAUUUAAUUCAGAACUUUACUAGCAAGUUGAAUUUUGUUCCAGAAAGUCAUGAAGACGAAAAUGAAGGUUGGGGAGAGUCGUGGAAUGAUUAAAGAAAUAAUAUUUGUAUAAAGCCUCAGUGUAAAUGUAGAUAGGUACAUACACAAAAACAUUCAUCAAUAUAAAUAAAACCAAGCAGAUUUCAGUUAAGUGCAUUUAUUUGCACAAAAUUUCUACAAGCCAUUUCAGUAUAAUUCAUACUAUUUGAUGUAGAUUGUACAUAUCAAUUUAGUUUGUAACCCUGGUACAGUGUGAUACAAAUGGGACAUUGGUAAAAUUAGCACUAAAAGACUCUAACACGGUUAUACUCAGUAGUUGGGUCGCUGCGGUUUUUUUUUUAUUUACCAGUUUAUGUACAUGUACACGAACAGAUUAUAUAGGAAAAAUAAAAAGUGGAAUAGGUACUGCUUAUUUCUAAAGAAAUCUCUUCCAACAGACCCGAGAGGAAGAAAUUUUACUCAAAUUUCAUUUACACAAGUAAAUUAAAUUUGAAUAAAAUCAUCACCCAAGAAGAGUGGUAUCGAGUGAUGUUGCACUAGGAUGUACUACAACUUACAUUUAUGUAAUUUCAAAGUACAACAAUAUAAUGAAAUGUUAUACCUAAAGAUUUUUGAGAAUUAAGUAUAAGAUUAAAAUAUUUAAUAUAUAACUUUAUCUGUGAAUGCACUCUCAAAAAAUGUGUUUCUCGCUCAUUCAUUAUUUUUAAUAAAGAUUAUUAUUUAUCAAUGCAAA
Plodia interpunctella (Indianmeal moth) is the source of this 2940-nucleotide messenger RNA. RefSeq lists its product as uncharacterized. Lineage: Eukaryota; Metazoa; Arthropoda; Insecta; Lepidoptera; Pyralidae. The record is from RefSeq and is a predicted model, not a curated record. The transcript is spliced from 7 exons. The coding region runs from base 309 to 2261 and encodes 650 amino acids.